AUGGCUGACUCAGAAGAGGGCUUUGGCCUGCCACACACGCCUCUAGGGCCCGACGCGAAGGAUCUGUCCUGUGAUUCCAAACCCGAGAGCGCGCUGGGAGCCCCCAGCAAGUCCCCUUCCUCCCCGCAGGCCGCCUUCACCCAGCAGGGCAUGGAGGGCAUAAAGGUGUUCCUCCACGAGAGGGAACUCUGGCUGAAGUUCCACGAAGUGGGUACGGAGAUGAUUAUUACCAAAGCCGGAAGGAGAAUGUUCCCCAGUUAUAAAGUGAAGGUGACCGGCCUUAACCCCAAAACCAAAUACAUCCUUCUCAUGGACAUAGUGCCCGCGGAUGACCACAGAUACAAGUUUGCAGACAAUAAAUGGUCUGUGACUGGCAAGGCUGAGCCCGCCAUGCCCGGCCGUCUCUACGUGCAUCCGGACUCUCCGGCCACCGGUGCCCACUGGAUGCGGCAACUGGUCUCCUUCCAGAAACUCAAGCUCACUAACAACCACCUGGACCCAUUUGGACAUAUUAUUCUAAAUUCCAUGCACAAAUACCAGCCCCGAUUACAUAUCGUGAAAGCAGACGAAAACAAUGGAUUUGGUUCGAAAAACACGGCCUUCUGCACCCAUGUCUUCCCGGAGACAGCGUUCAUCGCUGUGACAUCUUACCAGAACCACAAGAUCACACAGCUGAAGAUCGAGAACAAUCCUUUCGCCAAGGGGUUCCGGGGCAGUGAUGACAUGGAGCUCCACCGAAUGUCCAGAAUGCAAAGUAAAGAAUACCCCGUGGUUCCCCGGAGCACGGUGAGGCAGAAGGUGGCCUCCAACCACAGCCCGUUCGGCAGUGAGCCCCGAGCUCUCUCCACCCCGUCCAACUUAGGAUCCCAGUACCAGUGUGAAAACGGCGUCUCCGGCUCUUCCCAGGACCUUCUGCCCCCGCCCAACCCUUACCCACUGGUGCCCGAGCAGAGCCACCUCUACCACUGCACCAAGAGGAAAGAGGAAGAAUGUUCCAGCACAGACCAUCCUUAUAAGAAACCCUACAUGGAGACAUCUCCCAGCGAGGAGGACCCCUUCUUCCGCUCGGGGUACCCUCAGCAGCAAGGCCUGAGUGCCUCCUACAGGACAGAGUCGGCCCAGCGGCAGGCGUGCAUGUACGCCAGCUCGGCGCCCCCCAGCGAGCCCGUGCCCAGCCUGGAGGACAUCAGCUGCAACACGUGGCCCAGCAUGUCAUCCUACAGCAGCUGCACUGUCACCACGGUGCAGCCCAUGGACCGGCUACCCUACCAGCCCUUCUCUGCUCACUUCACCUCGGGGCCUCUGGUCCCCCGGCUGGCUGGCAUGGCCAACCACGGCUCCCCACAGCUGGGGGAAGGAAUGUUCCAGCACCAGACCUCCAUGGCCCACCAGCCUGUGGUCAGGCAGUGUGGACCCCAGACUGGUCUCCAGUCCCCCGGCAGCCUUCAACCUCCGGAGUUCCUGUACCCACACGGGGGAUCCAGGGCCCUCUCUCCCCACCAGUACCAUUCGGCACAUGGAGUUGGCAUGGUGCCGGAAUGGAACGAAAAUAGCUAA
Molecule: messenger RNA, 1557 nt
Organism: Dipodomys spectabilis (banner-tailed kangaroo rat)
Lineage: Eukaryota; Metazoa; Chordata; Mammalia; Rodentia; Heteromyidae
Gene: Tbx5
Product: T-box transcription factor 5
Exons: 8
Coding region: 1-1557 (518 amino acids)
Biological process (GO): regulation of transcription by RNA polymerase II; cardiac left ventricle formation; pattern specification process
Cellular component (GO): nucleus
Molecular function (GO): DNA-binding transcription factor activity, RNA polymerase II-specific; RNA polymerase II cis-regulatory region sequence-specific DNA binding
Source: RefSeq, a predicted model, not a curated record